CGAUGGCGUACGACGAGCGGCUGGCCCGCUUCCGCCAGGCCCACCUCAACCCCUUCAACAAGGCCCCCGAGCAGCAGGAGCACCCCGACGGGGGGACCCCCGCCCCAGGAGGUCCCAGCCCCCCCAUGGCACUCACUCACCCCAUUGCAGCCCGGCGGCCGGAUCCGUCCCCGGGGGACCCCGAGGGUGCCCUGGACCUGGGCCUGGCCGAGGACCACUUCUCCCGCCCCGUGGGCCUGAUCCUGGCGUCGGACGUGCAGCAGCUAUGCCAGGCCAUCGAGGAGUGCAAGCGGGCGAUCCUGGCGCUGCCCGAGCACUCGGAGCGGCAGAAGGACGCGGUGGUGCGGCUCAUCCAUCUCCGCCUCAAGCUGCAGGAGCUGAAGGACCCUGGCGAGGACGAGCCCAACAUCCGUGUGGUCCUGGAGCAUCGUUUCUACAAGGAGAAGAGCAAGAGCGUGAAGCAGACGUGCGACAAGUGCAGCACCAUCAUCUGGGGCCUCAUCCAGACCUGGUACACCUGCACAGGCUGCUACUACCGGUGCCACAGCAAGUGCCUGCCGCUGGUGAGCAAGCCCUGCGUGCGGGCCAAGGUCAGUCACCAGGCCGAGUACCAGCUCAGCAUCUGCCCCGAGAGCGGGCUGGACAGCCAGGACUACCGCUGCGCCGAGUGCCGUGCCCCCGUCUCCCUCCGGGGGGUGCCCAGCGAGGCCCGGCAGUGCGACUACACCGGCCUCUACUACUGUAGCAGCUGCCACUGGAACGACCUGGCCGUCGUGCCCGCCCGCGCCAUCCACAACUGGGACUUCGAACCCCGCAAGGUGUCGCGCUGUAGCAUGCGGUAUCUGGCGCUGAUGGUGUCGCGGCCCGUGCUGAAGCUGCGGGAGAUCAACCCGCUGCUCUUCAACUACGUGGAGGAGCUGGUGGAGAUCCGGAAGCUGCGCCAGGACAUCCUGCUGAUGAAGCCCUACUUCAUCACCUGCAAGGAGGCGAUGGAGGCACGGCUGCUGCUGCAGCUGCAGGACCGGCAGCACUUUGUGGAGAACGACGAGAUGUACUCGCUGCAGGACCUGAUCGACAUCGAGGCCGGGCGCUUGAGCUGCUCCCUGACGGAGAUCCACACUCUCUUCGCCAAGCACAUCAAGCUGGACUGCGAGCGCUGCCAGGCAAAAGGCUUCGUCUGCGAGCUCUGCAAGGAGGGCGACGUGCUCUUCCCCUUCGACAGCCACACUUCCGUCUGCACCGACUGCUCCGCCGUCUUCCACAGGGACUGCUACUACGACAACUCCACCACCUGCCCCAAGUGCGCCCGGCUGAGCCUGCGCAAGCAGUCCCUCUUCCAGGACUCCGGCACCGAGGCAGAGCCCUAAGGGGGGGGGACACCCGGCUCCACGGCUGUCCCCCCCACCCACCACAGGGCCCUGGGACGGACACGGGCAGCCCCAUGGCUGUUGGGGGGCUGGGGUGGCCCCCCGGCUCUGUGAGGCAGCUGGGACUGGCCAUGGGGAUGGCAGCACUGCUACCCCCGGACACUAUGGGGUGUGGGGGGGUCACUGCCGGACCCCAGCCGCUCCCCGGGGGCAGGGUGAGCCCCGCGGGAGGUGCCGGGACCCGGUGAACGACCCACAGCAGCUCCCGCCAUCCCUGCGCUGAUCCUGCCCGCAGCAUCCGUGCCUGGAACUUGCCCGCUCGGGGCCCGGGGUGCAGGCAGGGCAUGUGGUGCAGGCAGGGCAGGGGGUCCGGUGCUCCGCUGCCUGCAGUCAUGCAGCAUGGGCGAACGUGCCGGCUGAGCCGGAGCGACGGGUGCUGCCGGGAAGGGCGAGUGCCACCGGGAUUCGGCGGAGGAGCCACCCUGAACUCCUCUCGCCGUCUCAGCGGGCAGCCAAAGGCCUGGGCAGGGCGGCGGGAGGCAGGAGCCGGGGGACCCCGUGAACCCCCCCCCCAACACAUACACACACACACUACCGGGAUAACGCUGCUGAUUCUGGGGGAAAACACCCCGUUUCCCCCCCCCGCCCCCCGCAGCACGGCCACAGCCGUUCCCGGGGCUGAGCCCCCGAGGAGGGGGGCUGCGGGAGGGCUGGAGCCGGGCAGGGCUCCGUGCGGGGCCACUGCUCCCCCCCCCCGCGGCCCCCCCGGGUUUCCUGUAGCAUUAACGAGGCCUCU
Gymnogyps californianus (California condor) is the source of this 2163-nucleotide messenger RNA. It is a transcript of the gene DEF8, whose product is annotated as differentially expressed in FDCP 8 homolog. The transcript has 11 exons. Bases 3 to 1367 code for a protein of 454 amino acids. The record is from RefSeq and is a predicted model, not a curated record. Lineage: Eukaryota; Metazoa; Chordata; Aves; Accipitriformes; Cathartidae.